This is a messenger RNA of Drosophila eugracilis, 2440 nucleotides long. RefSeq names its product recombination repair protein 1 (gene Rrp1). The record is from RefSeq and is a predicted model, not a curated record. The coding region runs from base 155 to 2251 and encodes 698 amino acids. The transcript has 4 exons. Lineage: Eukaryota; Metazoa; Arthropoda; Insecta; Diptera; Drosophilidae. Gene Ontology annotation, molecular function: phosphoric diester hydrolase activity; endonuclease activity; DNA-(apurinic or apyrimidinic site) endonuclease activity. Gene Ontology annotation, cellular component: nucleus. Gene Ontology annotation, biological process: base-excision repair.
CAUUGCCCGCGCAGUUUUCUUUUUGUUGAUAUCGGGAGCAGACCAAGCGGCAGUGGCGGUGCGAAACACAACGAGAGAAAUCUGGAAUAUCUGGAAAUAUAUAAAUUUUACAGUAAAUAAUUAAUUUUUUUGAACCUAAUUGCACAACUGCACAAUGCCCCGUGCUAAGGCCGUAAAAAAAGAAACAGUGGCGAUUGUAGUUGAACCUUCUGACACCACUCCAAAUGGCAAUGAAAGCGCCGCUGACGAAAACCCCGCUGCAAACUCUGCCUCUGUGGCCGAAGGAGCCAAAGUUCCGUCGAGAGGAAAGCCCCGCGUGAAAAAAGCCAUCAAGACCACUAUAGCUGUGGAAAACUCCGGGGAAAUUGAGGCGGAAGAGGCCACUGCAGCUGCACGUGGGAAGAAGAAGAAGCAGCCGAAGGAUACAGAAGAAAACGGCGAGAGCAAGGUGGUGGCUAAGCCAAAAGGACGCGCCAAGAAGGCGGCUGCAGAAGCCGAUCAACCGUCUGUAAAGGCAUCCAAGCCUCGGGCCAAAAAGGAGCUCACUCCUGCGUCAGAGGAAGAGGCCCAGGCACCCCGCAAAGGACGCAACAGGAUCGAUAAUGCGGCGGCUAUCCAGGAACCAAAGGCCAGAGCACGAAAGCGAAAGGAGAUGUCGGCAGAAGCCAAUAAUGUGUUAGAAGAAGCGGCGGAGCCACCAAAACGGCGCGUGAAAAAAGAUGCAGUACCAGAAGAACUAGAGCCGGCACCCAAGACGAAGGCUCAUAAAGGUGAGACAACUGCUAAGCGGGCCCGCGGAACCAAGCGACUUGCGGAUUCGGAGAUUGCCGCCGCUCUUGAGGAAGCUGACGUGAAUGAAGAGCCUCCAAGGGCUGCAAGCAAGCUAUCCAAGAAAGAAAAAACGGUAGAGGUGACAUCCGAGACUGUGGGAGAUUCCGAAAUAGUAAAAGAAGUGGAGGAAAAGAAGCCAAAGGCAGCAGUAAGAAAACGAACCCAAAAAUCCAAAGGAGAAGAACCUGCAGAAGACAAUGAAACGAAGGUCGAUGCCAAGUCAAACAAGCAGCGCCCCAAGAAAGAGGUCAAGGAAGACUUGAAGGGUCCUAUGAGAAAGCGUGGCAGGGCGGCAUCAGCCGAUAAGGAAAACGGACUGACUAAAGAAUCUGAACCUUCGACUGAAACCAAAGCAGCUCGAGGUCGGAAAGGGGUUACCGUAAAGACGGAUGAUGUUGAGAAGGAAGAAACUAAGCCAGUUCGUAGUCGAAAAAAAGCAAUCAAGGCUAACGUUCCGAUAAAUGAUGCUGAGGAGGCUACCUCGAAAAGUAUGUUGGCGGAGCAAUCCGGCUGCGGUGGAGCUGCCUUAUUUAAAAGCUUGCAAAACAUGCUUAAUUUUUGUUUUCCAGCAACAAAGACAGCCAAGAAGGCCGAUGUCAAACCUAUAGUAAAGUUAGAUAAAAACGCAUUCGCCUUACCAGCCGAAAAAGUAUUUAACUUGAAAAUCUGCAGCUGGAAUGUGGCCGGUCUGAGGGCAUGGUUAAAAAAGGAUGGUCUUCAGUUGGUUGACCUCGAGGAACCCGACAUUUUUUGCCUGCAGGAAACCAAAUGUGCGAACGAUCAGCUUCCGGAGGAGGUGACCCGACUGCCGGGAUAUCAUCCAUACUGGCUGUGCAUGCCAGGUGGCUACGCCGGCGUCGCCAUUUACAGUAAGAUUAUGCCUAUAAACGUGGAAUACGGAAUUGGUAAUGAGGAGUUCGAUGAUGUCGGUCGCAUGAUUACGGCAGAGUACGAGAAGUUUUACUUGAUCAAUGUGUACGUGCCGAACUCGGGUCGAAAGCUAGUUAACCUGGAACCGCGAAUGCGCUGGGAGAAGCUUUUCCAGGAUUAUGUGCAGAAACUAGACGUUUUGAAGCCGGUGGUUAUAUGCGGCGAUAUGAAUGUGUCCCAUAUGCCCAUUGAUCUGGAAAACCCGAAGAACAACACGAAGAAUGCCGGCUUCACCCAGGAGGAGCGUGAUAAAAUGACAGAGCUGCUAGGGCUCGGUUUUGUGGAUACCUUUAGACAUCUUUACCCCGAUCGGAAAGGUGCGUACACCUUCUGGACUUACAUGGCUAAUGCACGGGCUCGAAAUGUGGGCUGGCGUCUCGACUAUUGUUUAAUCUCGGAGAGAUUUUUACCAAAGUUAGUAGAGCACGAGAUUCGCUCGCAAUGCACUGGAAGCGACCACUGUCCUAUUACUAUAUUCUUCAAUUUUUAGACGUACACUAUAUGUUUUUGUUCGUGUACUUUAUUCUUCAUAAUUAUUCUGUUUUCCGUAACAUUUGAUUUUUACUAUAUUUAUUCAUCCACUAUUGUACAAUUUGUACGAUACGAUAUAAAUUACUAUUACAUUCUGUUGUAGAUCGACCAUCCGAAAUGGUAUUUUUGAAUAAAGUAAGUUACUCAA